AUGGCGGCACGAAAUGCCUUGAUCAAGGUAGCCAAAGAAACGCAGACCGUAUUACCUUCCAUCGUGCAGCAACUUCCCGACCUCAACCCAAGCUCAUCUGAACGCCUCGACUACAAGACCCUUCCAGCUCUCGAGGCAUCUUCAUGUCCCAAGCGAACAGCCAAGGGCAACGUGACCGUUCGUGUCCUUCAAGAAGAUUCGCUCAAUGCAGCCAUUCAACUCGCAAGCACCCGCGGUCCGGAAUCAGGCCGCGUCGUCGUCCUGAGCAACGCCAAUGCCAGGACCCCGGGCGGGCCGUGGCUUCAAGGCGUCAUGGCACAAGAAGAAGAGAUGUGUUACCGCAGCUCGCUAUCCUUGUCGCUCCAUGAGGACCUCUAUCCUUGGACAGGCACGCAGGGCCUCUACACGCCUGAUGUGGUUAUCAUUCGCGACGAUGUCAAGUCCGGACAUGGCUUGCUCUAUCCAGCGACUGAAGCUGCAAACCUCCCCGUCGUGAGCGUCAUCAGCAUCGCUGCCCUCACACGUUUCAAACGCACCACGGAGCAAAUCACUCUCAACAACGGCGUGCAAAGCAUCACGGCGAAGAGAGCCGUCUACAAGAACACCCAAGACAGAGACAACAUGAAGAAGAAGAUGCGGUUCAGUCUACGCAUCGCAGCGUCCAAGGGCCAUGGGCUGCUCGUCCUGGGCGCGUUUGGAUGCGGCUCGUUUGGUAAUCCUCGGGACGAUGUUGCCGAAUGCUGGCUGGAGGUGCUGCGGGAGGAGGAGUUUGCGGGAGGAUGGUGGGAUGAGGUUUGGUUUGCGGUGCUGGAUCCGAGGGGGGAUGGCAACUUUGGGGUGUUUCGGGAUGUUCUUGAUGGGGUGAGGAUUUGA
This is a messenger RNA of Trichoderma reesei QM6a, 873 nucleotides long. RefSeq lists its product as uncharacterized. The record is from RefSeq and is a predicted model, not a curated record. NCBI's taxonomy places the organism in Eukaryota, Fungi, Ascomycota, Sordariomycetes, Hypocreales, Hypocreaceae. Bases 1 to 873 code for a protein of 290 amino acids. The transcript has a single exon.